AUGAAGAUCAAAAGUUUUGGACUCCUUUGUGUGUUGAUUCUAGUCUCCCAGGUGCUACUAGCCAACUCUGAAAGACAUAAGGAACGAAAAAAGGGAAGAAAGGGAAUAGAGGUCAGUGGAAAAAACCAAACUGAAUCUAACCAAGAUAAUGAAAAAGGGCAGAAGUCAAAAGGAGGAAAAUCAGCUCCUAAAGGCAAGUUUAAAACCAAGGAAAAUGCUGAGUGCACCUGGGCAGUGACUGACAUGAAUGCUGCUACUGUGCACAUAGAGUGCAAGCACGGUGACAGCGAGUUCUGGUGUGAAUUCUCUGGACACCCUUCCACCUGUGCACAGUAUGCAGCAAACCAGAAAUCCUACUGGAAGCAAGUUUCUCGAUCCCUAAAGAAGCAGAAGCAGAUCUGUCAAGACCCUAAAAGUGUCCUGAAAUCUAAAGUUUGUAGGAAAGGCCCACAAAGUGCUCAUCUCAAGCUGACGCGCUCAAGCCUGCUAACAUCAGAGAGUCCUGCAAAGGGAAACACAAUUCAUCGUGCGAAAGAAGUGGUUCAGACUCUGGCAGCUGCCCCCGUGACUGAAAAAAAGCUAGACCACAGUCCUCAAGACUGUGUCGAAGACAUAGAUUAUAUUGAUCAGAGUAAGGUGGCUGAGGAAUACUGUCCAGAAGGCUUCCUUUCUCUGUGCAAGUUUUUUAUCACAAUGGUCCAAGACAAAAAGUGCUGA
Molecule: messenger RNA, 717 nt
Organism: Apaloderma vittatum (bar-tailed trogon)
Lineage: Eukaryota; Metazoa; Chordata; Aves; Trogoniformes; Trogonidae
Product: fibroblast growth factor-binding protein 1-like
Exons: 1
Coding region: 1-717 (238 amino acids)
Biological process (GO): cell-cell signaling
Molecular function (GO): growth factor binding
Source: RefSeq, a predicted model, not a curated record